Cariama cristata (Red-legged seriema) is the source of this 261-nucleotide messenger RNA. Its product is annotated as coiled-coil domain-containing protein 103-like. The transcript has a single exon. Gene Ontology annotation, cellular component: outer dynein arm. NCBI's taxonomy places the organism in Eukaryota, Metazoa, Chordata, Aves, Cariamiformes, Cariamidae. Gene Ontology annotation, biological process: epithelial cilium movement involved in extracellular fluid movement; determination of left/right symmetry; inner dynein arm assembly. The record is from RefSeq and is a predicted model, not a curated record. The annotation marks the transcript as partial.
UUAAAAAGUGGAAAAGAAAAAUACCAGUUUUUGCUUGAACUCGGAGGAGAGGCCUUGGGCAGAAUCUUUCAGGCUGACUUGGGCUUUGGCCUCCUGGGUGAAUUCCUUACGGUGCUGGCAGAGAACGUCUGUCAUGAGGACAGAGACGCCAUCCUUCAGAUCUUACAGAGCCUUUCAGGCACCAAGCGCUUCGGGUUAAACGUGGAUCUUCUGAGCGAGUCGGAGAAGGAGAGCAGCAGGGGUUUGUUUAGGAAGCUGCGG